AUGUCAUUCGCAGAGAGUUUUUGGACUCUGGACUACGAGCUGGGUAUUUCUGUACUCUUCGAACAAAUAAGGCAUGGCAUUGUAGAAAAUGACGAUUUCAUUCAAUUAUUCACCAAACGCAUGGAACUGGAACUCAUUUAUGGUUCUCAACUAGAGUCGAUCCAAGCGCUCAAAUCCACCGGUAAACAACUGGACAACGACGAGUAUGUUUCAUCGAUAAAGAAUGGUCUCGUAAAGAUCAAAGAGAAUUUCGCUCGUCAAGGAGAAUACCACAACCUUAUUGCCUCCAACAUUCAGCUUCAGGUUUUGGAGCCUUUCACCAAGUGGAGUAAGGAACACAAACAACGCGUCAACUAUUCAGAGGCCACUCUUGCCGACAAGCAGAAGGCGUUCAGAAGUGCAAAGAGCCACUUGGACAAGCUUCAAAAGCGGUACUUCAACAAGUGCCGUUUGAUGGAGGAAUUCAAAUCGCAUUAUUCAGAGGAGGAAAUUGAAGCUGAAAUUAGAGACAUGGAAUUCUCCAAGUCUAACGUAACAGUCAUUGAGGACCUAGAGGAACAAACGGUCUACGCAUUGGGUACCUUCAAUUACGACGAGAAAUCUAUGCGUGCACUUCUUGCCGAUAUUCUUAAGAGCAUCAACUUAUCGUCUCAUAAAGUCCCUAUCUUGGGAACAUACCACAACGUUACUCCAGGGAGCACAAUCACUCAAUGGCUUCUCGAUAACAUGCCUCAGGUCAACAAAAAUAUCGUCAAGGCCGAGGAAAUUGGGCAAGCUCUACUUAACCACGGCUUCAUCAGAGGAAUAGGUACUAUGAGUGGCGGUAAAAGCUUCAUCAACUCCUCUCAAUACUUUUACCAGUGGAAACCGCUUGCUUUUGAACUUGCAAGAGUGACACAAUUGAUGAAUAAUGACGGAGACAUGAACAAGUCAACACUUGCCAAAGGACCACAGUUUGGAGACUACUUUGAAGAUAUGAAACAGGCCAUUGGUGUGGGAGCAGUUGACUUCAACGACCGCUCACAGCUUCAGAAGCUUAUACAGGAAGUUGACCUUUUGGACUCACAGUAUUAUCAAAGUACAGUGGACUGUGAUAAGCUUCGAUGCGAGCUUGAAGAGUUGAUUAUGGAUCACCUUACGUUCAUGCAAAAGUGCGAAUUAGACCGCUUGAAAGCUCUCAAGCGGGCAACUUUCGACUUCGUAUCCUGCUUCUCCGAUGAAGUCGAUGCUUUAAAGAAGGUUAUUGAUGAAUUGAACAUCUUGGAAGAAACAAUUAACCCAGCUAAUGAUCUCAAAUUUCUUAUUGAAAACUACUCCACUGGACAUUUCAAGCCCAACGUCAUACUAUAUGACAAUUAUUAUAACUCCAAUAUCAAGCAAACGUUUGGCGUGGAUUUAUCGGUAAAAUCACGUCUCGACCACAAAGUUGUUCCCCUUUUCAUCCAAUGCGUUUUGUCUUACUUGGAUCACAUUUAUCCAGACUUGGAGAAUGAUGAACAAAGAAUAAAUUUGUGGAUCAAGCCCGUGCUGCUUACCGAUGUGCACCAACUUCGUUUCAAGAUCAACGACGUUGCAGACCCAGCCCAAAUUAAUGAAGUAUUGAAGAAAAGUGAUGCUUCAGUAGUCACAAAUCUCCUCAAACUCUACUUUUUGGAAUUGCCUGACUCUGUGAUUCCAUAUGCAUGUUACGAUGUUAUCAGGUCGUUAUACACCAAUUACCCCACGAAUUCAAAAGAAAAGCAAGUGCACGAUUCGCGGAUUAAUGGGUUGCAAAAUGUUCUUCUGGAACUCCCCAAGUCUCAUUUAGCUACUCUCGACGCCAUUAUGACGCAUCUUAAUCGCCUCAUUCAAAUUAUUGGGUCUAAGGACGAAAGUAUCGCUGCUGAUUUGAGAUUGAAAAUGUCUAAAGAAUUCGGCCACUUAUUAUUGAGGCCAAAGCAUGAUGGAAGCAACGUCGACAGCUCUAAGAAUGACAAGCAUCAGUCAAGUCUUAUUCUCGAUUUAUUUGAGAACAAAGAUUCCAUAUUCAAGGAGCUUCGGAGAAAGAAUUCUUCCAGAGCCGAUUCCUCACAAGCAAAAAGUGAAAGAGGUGAACCCGCAAAGAAAUCCAGCUUGGAGUCUAAGCUACAACGAGCAGUGAACAAAACAAAAAAGAAGAGUGAAACGAAAAGCGAACUUCCCGAGCUUCCAACUACGCCUAAGAGGAGUCCGGCACCUUCAUUGAAACGCUCAACUUCUCCUAAUAAAAAGAAGUUGAGUACGAUAUUGAAUGACUCUAGUCCUAGUUCUAAUCGUGAAAAGCCUAAGAAGAAGAGCGAAGAAAAGGAGAAUACUACAAAGACAUCAGACUCUGUUGAUCCAUCGGAUGAUUCUAAGGACGAUAAUGAAGUUAUUUUGGUUGACUAA
Messenger RNA from Meyerozyma guilliermondii ATCC 6260, 2406 nucleotides. RefSeq lists its product as uncharacterized. Gene Ontology annotation, cellular component: plasma membrane; division septum; cytoplasm. The record is from RefSeq and is a predicted model, not a curated record. Bases 1 to 2406 code for a protein of 801 amino acids. NCBI's taxonomy places the organism in Eukaryota, Fungi, Ascomycota, Pichiomycetes, Serinales, Debaryomycetaceae. Gene Ontology annotation, biological process: cytoskeleton organization; small GTPase-mediated signal transduction. Gene Ontology annotation, molecular function: GTPase activator activity. The transcript has a single exon.